This is a messenger RNA of Callorhinus ursinus (northern fur seal), 975 nucleotides long. RefSeq names its product glycine N-phenylacetyltransferase-like. Lineage: Eukaryota; Metazoa; Chordata; Mammalia; Carnivora; Otariidae. The record is from RefSeq and is a predicted model, not a curated record. Gene Ontology annotation, cellular component: mitochondrion. Gene Ontology annotation, molecular function: glycine N-acyltransferase activity.
AUGUUCCACUUACAAGGCCCACAAGUGCUACAGAUGCUAGAGAAAUCCUUGAGGAAGAGCAUCCCAGAGUCCUUAAAGGUUUAUGGGACUGUCUUCCACAUGAACCAGGGAGACCCAUUCAAGCUGAAGGCCCUGGUGGACAAGUGGCCUGAUUUUACAACAGUGGUUAUCCGCCCUCAGGAGGAGGAAAUGACAGAUGAUUUUGAUCACUACACCAACACCUACCAAGUCUAUUCUAAGAAUCCCCAAAACUGUCAAGAAUUCCUUGGUGCAUCAGGUAUCAUCAACUGGAAACAACAUUUGCAAAUCCAAAGUUCUCAGUCCAGCCUGAACGAAGUGAUACAAAAUCUUGCAGCUGUUAAAUUGGUCAAGGUCAAGCAAAAACAAGGCAUUAUGUAUAUGUUGCCCGAGACAGCAAGUAAACUGCUCCCUUCCUUGCUGGAGGCAAAGAACUUACCUCUUAAAUCUGGCAGACGCAAAGUCAUCAACCAAGAGAUGUUUAAACUCUCCUCCAUGGACGUUACUCACGCUGCCUUGGUGAAUAAAUUCUGGCAUUUUGGGGGCAAUGACAGGAGCCAGAGAUUCAUUGAGCGCUGUAUCCAGAACUUCCCCACCUUCUGCCUUCUGGGGCCCCAGGGGACCCCUGUGUCUUGGAGCCUGAUGGACCAGACAAGUGAGAUACGGAUGGGGGGUACUCUGCCUGAGUACCGGGACAAGGGUCUCAUCUCCUAUCUCAUGGAUGUUCACAUCCAUGCUCUGGACAAACUUGACUACCCUACCUAUUACCAUACAUUUGUAACCAACAAAAUCAUACAGAAAAUGAGUCACAGUCUGAAUCAUAUCACCUUGCCCUGUGACUGGAACCAGUGGUACUGUGUGCCUCUGUGAAGCAGUCCUGAACACAAAACAGUGUUUGGUGGGCUGAUGUGGCAGGAAGAGUGGAUGGUGGGCAGAGAGAAAGAAUAAAUUGUAAUU